This is a messenger RNA of Gambusia affinis (western mosquitofish), 3052 nucleotides long. It is a transcript of the gene shmt2, whose product is annotated as serine hydroxymethyltransferase 2 (mitochondrial). The coding region runs from base 122 to 1627 and encodes 501 amino acids. Gene Ontology annotation, cellular component: nucleus; cytosol; BRISC complex. Gene Ontology annotation, biological process: tetrahydrofolate interconversion; protein homotetramerization; regulation of oxidative phosphorylation. NCBI's taxonomy places the organism in Eukaryota, Metazoa, Chordata, Actinopteri, Cyprinodontiformes, Poeciliidae. Gene Ontology annotation, molecular function: mRNA regulatory element binding translation repressor activity; zinc ion binding; mRNA 5'-UTR binding. The transcript is spliced from 12 exons. The record is from RefSeq and is a predicted model, not a curated record.
CAUCGACCCUUUCGGUGGAAGGAGAGUAACCAGCCAUUGCAGACAGCUUGAAGCUCCCUGUUGGGUCUGUGUCAGGUUUGCUUGUUGCAUCGCUUUACCCACCAGUCUCACAGGUGUAAACAUGCUGUCAUUCGCUUUCAAGCAGCUCACACGGCCCUUGUGCCAUCGGCCCUCCAUUCGUCUCAGUGUACGGUUCCAGCAGUCCCAUGCAGCCACCCGAACGGUGGAUGAAGAUGGAUCCUGGACCGGACAGGAGAGUCUGGCUGAGGACGACCCAGAAAUGUGGGCUCUGCUGCAGAAGGAGAAGGACAGACAGUGCCGUGGUUUGGAGCUCAUUGCGUCUGAGAAUUUCUGCAGCCGAGCAGCUCUGGAAGCUCAGGGCUCAUGUCUGAACAACAAAUAUUCCGAAGGCUACCCAGGGAGGAGAUACUACGGUGGAGCAGAAGUGGUUGACCAAAUCGAGCUUCUGUGUCAGAAGCGAGCUUUGGAGGCCUUUGACCUGGACCCAGAGAAGUGGGGCGUCAACGUCCAGCCAUACUCGGGUUCUCCUGCUAACUUUGCUGCCUACACAGCUGUACUCAAGCCGCAUGACCGCAUCAUGGGCCUGGACCUGCCCGAUGGUGGACAUCUGACCCAUGGCUACAUGUCAGAUGUGAAGAGGAUCUCUGCAACAUCAAUCUUCUUUGAGUCCAUGCCUUACAAGCUAAACCCUGCAACGGGACUCAUAGACUAUGAGCAGAUGGAAAUAACAGCCAAGCUGUUCCGGCCCAGGCUCAUCAUCGCUGGCACCAGCGCCUACGCUCGCCUCAUUGACUAUGCCCGCAUCAAGAGGCUAUGUACAGAUAUUAAUGCCUACUUGCUCGCGGACAUGGCUCAUAUUAGUGGCCUGGUAGCUGCAAAGGCUGUCGCUUCACCGUUUGAACAUGCUGACCUGGUCACUUCCACCACACACAAGUCCCUCAGAGGAUCCAGGGCUGGCCUUAUCUUUUACCGUAAGGGCGUCCAAUCAGUGGACAAGAAAGGAAAAGAAAUCAUGUACGACCUGGAAGACAAAAUCAACUUCGCAGUAUUUCCCUCCCUGCAGGGUGGACCUCACAACCACGCCAUUGCUGGAGUAGCAGUGGCUCUUAAACAGGCUCAGUCUCCUAUGUUCAGGGAGUAUAUAGCCCAGGUACUAAAGAAUGCAAAGGCUAUGGCUGCAGCUCUUCUCAGCAAAGGCUACACUCUGGUAUCAGGUGGAACUGACAACCACCUGGUUCUGGUGGACCUACGGCCAAAAGGCAUUGACGGCGCUCGAGCUGAAAGAGUGCUGGAGCUCGUGUCGAUCACGGCCAAUAAGAACACGUGUCCUGGAGACAAGAGCGCAUUGACCCCUGGAGGCCUCAGGCUGGGCGCUCCAGCUCUGACUUCCAGACAGUUCAAAGAAGAUGACUUUGUGCAGGUUGUCGAGUUUAUGGAUGAGGGAUUUAAGAUCGCUUUGGAUGUCAAGAAAAAGACAGCAAAGCUCCAGGACUUCAAAAACUUCCUCCUCCAGGACCCAGAGACAGUGGCGCGCAUUGCAGAUCUGCGACACCGGGUGGAGGCUUUUGCCAGGCCGUUCCCCAUGCCUGGCUUCUGCGACCAUUAGGCGGAGUCACAGGUCUGUAACAGCCAGGUGGCAGACAGCUGGCUGGGCAGAAGUGUGCAUGGAGAAAAUGGAAAAAUGUCAUAGUAGUGAAAUGUGGAUAGUGCCUGAGAAUUAGGGUGACUUUAGUUCACUUUUUUUGUCUUUUUGCAAUCAGACCUACAGACACAUUUUCUGUUCAUGCUACCUUCAUUGAUAUAAUCUAAUAUAAAAACACAGGCUUUUGACUGAAGAAAAUAAUCAGGAAAAAAAAAACUGACAUUUUUUUUUGUAUCACAGAAGAAGCUGUGAGAAGAUUAUUCUCAGCUGUCUUCACACAGUUUAUUUAGUGCAAGUGUGAAAGGAAAAAACUUGUCAAAUCAAAGCUACACAACACUUUUCAGACUGACUUUAUACAAAUUUGUAUCUUCAGGACACACUCCAAGUCUUAAGUUUUGAAAGGUUCCUAUAAUGUGAUUCACCUAUUUUAUUUUCACAAUAGGAUUUUUUUAAAAGUUUUGUGGCAUCAUUUGCUGUUUUGAAAAGUCUUAAUUUCUCUCUGAAAAGAUGCAAUUCAACUUAAGAUGUCAGAGUGUUAUUUUUUGAAUUUCAAUUUAAAAAUAUUUUGAGCCGAAGUUAUAUGAAACUAUAUAUUUUAACAUGAUAUAGUUUAUACAACAAUUCCAAUUAUGUGCAGGAUAUUUUUGACUCAUUUAACCUGAUUUUUUGUUUGGUUGUUUUUUUUUUGUUUACACAACAGGAGCAUGUCAUAGAUUUCAAAUUUUAAUUGUUCUGUGCUUUGCUAUGAAAUCAGUAUCAUAAUUAAUCAAUUCAGUUGUACGGCUGUCGACUAAUCAUGCCAACCUUUCAUGUAGUUUGUUUACAAAGAGUAUAUACUUUUCUAUUCAUGGUUUCUAAAAAGUAAAUACAGAAUCUCCAUCAUUUGACCAUGUAAGGAGUUUUGAAAAGAUUUCUUAUUUAACUGUUCUUUCUGUCAUGUCUAAUUGAUCUCAUUUUUCAUCAUAUUCUUCUAAACUUAAAACAGUAAGGAAAUAUAGGCUUACUAAAACAUGUUUGAGUGUUUUGUAGUCUUAACAGUUUAGUGCUGCUGUCAUGGUCACUGCAUCAGUGAUAAAGUGGGAUUUAUGUUUGUGAAAUGAUGAUAAAACGGUACAAUGAGGAAAUACUUCUUAACUCUGAGAUUGUUUCUUACUUUACACAAAGCACAAGAUUCAAAGUAAAUUGAUUACAAAACAUUUUUUCAUAUAUGAGCUAAGCAUUUGCUAAAAUAUACCAGUAAGUAUUUUUGCCAACAUGUUUAUUCAUCAACGGUGAAUCAUCUGAGACACUAUCAUUGUACACUGAAACCUUUCGCAGCUUUGUUUUACAGAAUAUUUUUUAGUAAUUUUGUUUGGAUAAUGCUAAUAAAAAUUAAUCAUACAAAGGUAA